CCUAUCGUGAUUUGCCUCCGCACCAUUUGAUGUUGGACGUUGACGUCGCUUCCUGACUGUUCGGUUUAAACUGUUCCUGGCAGACUUUGAAGGCGCUCUUUGCUCAUAUACUGUGCUGUCCCUCCUUGCUUUCUCCCUGCUUUCAUUCCUUCCCAAAGGCACGUCGGCGGACAUGGCGACAAUCUGGGCACGACUUCGGGGCAAACAAGAAGAUAUUAGCCCGGCUAGCUCACCUUCAGAAGAGACAGGAAAGGAGUCUACGGAUCGUGAUGUACCAAGCUCAGAGGAAAAGAAUGAGGAGGUGGUGGAUCCCGGGACGGCGAAGAACCCUGAGCUGAACCCGGGAGAGCUCAGCUUCGAAGAAGACACCGCCGGUGGCAUGGGUCGUCACCUUGGCGUCACCUCAUGCACGCUCCUCAUCGUCGGCCGCAUCAUCGGCACCGGCAUCUUCUCAACGCCGUCCUCCAUUCUGACGGGCGUGGGCUCGAUCGGUGCAUCGCUCAUGCUCUGGCUGCUUGGCUUCCUCCUCGCGUUCUGCGGGUUGUUCAUCUGGCUCGAGUUUGGUACCAUGUUCCCGCGCAGUGGAGGGGAGAAGGUGUACUUGGAGGUAGUGUACCCAAGACCGAAGAUGCUGGCGACGGUGCUCUACGCGUCGUACGUGAUUGUGCUGGGGUUCAGUACUGGCGGAUGCAUUGUGUUCGCAAGCAACAUUCUUGUAGCAGCCGGAGCGACCGUGAACCAGUGGGCUGAGCGUGGUAUUGCGCUUGGAGCUAUCUUCCUUGUAUUCUUUCUCCAUGGCUUUACGCCGAGGCUUGGUGUAUGGGUCAUGAACGCUCUUACGAUCUUCAAAAUCACCAUCCUCGUCUUCGUCGUUAUCACGGGCUGGGUAGUCCUUAGUGGCCACACUCGCUUGGGAAACACGCGCAGCAACUUUAGCAAUUCUUUUGUUGGGAGCUCAACAAGCAGUAACGAUUAUGCGACCGCCAUGUUGAAAAUCCUGAACUCAUAUACCGGGUGGUCGAACGUAAACUAUGUGAUGAACAACGUCAAGAACCCAGUGCGCACGCUAUCCAUCGCUGGCCCUCUGGGGCUCGGAAUCUGCGCGGUACUGUACAUGCUCGCGAACAUCGCGUAUUUCAGCGCUGCUACAAAGGAAGAGAUUGAAAACGGGGGUGUCACCAUCGCAGCUCUCUUUUUUGGCAAAGUGUUUGGCGACAAUGCUGAGCGUGCGUUAGCGGUGUUUGCUGGGUUAAGUGCUUUGGGGACGUCAUUUACGAUGGCCUUCGCUCAAUCUCGCGUCAACCAAGAGCUCGCAAAGGAAGGUAUCCCUCUUCCGUUCGGAAACAAAUUCUGGGCCUCCAACUGGCCAACGGGGAAAACGCCUGUUCCGGGACUGAUCAUCCACUUAAUCUUCACCGUUAUCGUCAUCCUCGCUCCGCCGCUCAGUGUCGCCUAUCCGUUCAUUCUUGAUAUUCAAGAAUAUCCGCAACAGAUUGUCAAUUGCUUUAUUGUCUUUGGCCUGUUUUACCUUCGUUGGACGAAGCCAGAAGCCGUCCGCCCCUUCAAAGUGUGGUGGCCUCUCGCCAUUUUCUUCGCAGCGGCGUCGGUCUUCCUCCUCAUCGCGCCUUUCUUGCGACCGCCUGGCGGCGUCGGCGACACACCGCCGCUUCCCUACUAUCUGUACUGUCUGGUGGCCGUUUGCAUCAUCGUGGGCGGCGCAGUUGUAUGGGCCAUGUGGUGGGUCGUUCUGCCGUGGCUGUUCAGAUACGAGCUUGUCAAGUCCAAGGAGAGGCUCCCAGACGGCACGGUUGCUGCGCAGUACACGCGUAAGAAAAAGGAGUGAGACAAUCUGGGACGCUUGUAACCUAAUGUUACAGUUUAACUUGUAUAUACCAUCGCGGACUUAAUUCCCGUAAUUUUCUGUUCUGCAUGAUGUUGUAA
Coniophora puteana RWD-64-598 SS2 is the source of this 1941-nucleotide messenger RNA. RefSeq names its product amino acid transporter. Gene Ontology annotation, biological process: amino acid transmembrane transport. The transcript has 18 exons. NCBI's taxonomy places the organism in Eukaryota, Fungi, Basidiomycota, Agaricomycetes, Boletales, Coniophoraceae. Gene Ontology annotation, molecular function: L-amino acid transmembrane transporter activity. The record is from RefSeq and is a predicted model, not a curated record. Gene Ontology annotation, cellular component: membrane. Bases 173 to 1843 code for a protein of 556 amino acids.